Messenger RNA from Astyanax mexicanus (Mexican tetra), 6137 nucleotides. It is a transcript of the gene ago4, whose product is annotated as argonaute RISC component 4. Lineage: Eukaryota; Metazoa; Chordata; Actinopteri; Characiformes; Acestrorhamphidae. The record is from RefSeq and is a predicted model, not a curated record. Gene Ontology annotation, molecular function: protein binding; RNA binding. Bases 179 to 2818 code for a protein of 879 amino acids. The transcript has 18 exons.
CCACGGAUCCGCUUUAAAUCACACAACGCAGCGAAGCCCGAGUUCGGUCCCCUGACGAGCUAUACGCAUCCUUCCAUUUCUCAAAUUAGUCACCUUAAGCUUCGAGAUACCGCCCCCAAUUUCAGUGUCGGUACGGAGCCGCCAGGCCGGGACAGAGACGGAGAGAGAGCCCUCGGCCAUGGAAGCGCUCGGACCCGGCCCGCCUGCUCCUACCUCCCUUUUCCAGCCUCCUCGCCGGCCCGGCUUGGGCACGGUGGGAAAGCCGAUUCGCCUGCUGGCCAAUCACUUCCAGGUGCAAAUCCCCAAGAUUGACGUCUACCAUUAUGACAUCGAAAUUAAGCCAGAAAAACGGCCUCGAAGGGUCAAUAGAGAGGUGGUGGAUACAAUGGUUAGACACUUCAAGAUGCAGAUCUUUGGGGAUCGACAACCUGGAUAUGAUGGAAAACGGAACAUGUACACGGCUCACCCGCUGCCCAUUGGGAGAGACAGAGUGGAUCUGGAGGUGACUCUACCUGGUGAGGGGAAAGACCAAACCUUCAAAGUGUCUCUGCAGUGGGUGUCGGUGGUCAGUCUGCAGAUGCUGCUGGAGGCUUUGUCGGGUCACCUGAACGAGGUCCCUGAGGACUCCGUCCAGGCCCUGGAUGUCAUCACACGCCAUCUUCCUUCCAUGAGGUACACUCCUGUAGGCCGCUCUUUCUUCUCUCCCCCAGAAGGUUACUACCACCCACUGGGAGGAGGCAGAGAAGUGUGGUUUGGGUUCCACCAAUCCGUCCGUCCAGCCAUGUGGAACAUGAUGCUCAACAUCGAUGUUUCAGCCACUGCAUUCUACCGUGCCCAGCCAGUGAUUGAGUUCAUGUGUGAGGUUCUAGACAUCCAAAACAUCAAUGAGCAGACCAAACCCCUAACAGAUUCUCAACGUGUCAAGUUCACCAAGGAGAUUCGAGGACUGAAAGUGGAGGUCACACACUGUGGUCAGAUGAAGAGGAAGUACCGUGUGUGCAAUGUCACGCGCCGCCCAGCCAGCCACCAGACGUUUCCAUUGCAACUAGAAAAUGGACAGGCCAUGGAAUGCACUGUAGCCCAAUAUUUCAAACAGAAAUACAGCCUCCAGCUCAAAUAUCCCCACCUGCCUUGCCUUCAGGUGGGACAAGAACAAAAGCACACAUACCUACCCCUGGAGGUCUGUAACAUUGUGGCAGGCCAACGCUGCAUAAAGAAGCUGACUGAUAACCAGACCUCUACUAUGAUCAAAGCCACAGCCCGCUCAGCUCCAGACCGCCAGGAGGAGAUCAGCAGGCUGGUCAAAAGUAACAGCAUGGUAGGUGGUCCCGACCCCUACCUGAAAGAGUUCGGCAUCGUGGUGCACAACGACAUGACAGAGGUGACGGGGCGGGUCCUCCCAGCGCCCAUGCUGCAGUAUGGGGGCCGGGUGAGUACAGACACUGGGAGGGACUGUGGCAGGGGACUCUCUCCCCAGAAUAAGACGGUGGCUACACCCAACCAGGGUGUGUGGGACAUGAGGGGCAAGCAGUUCUACGCGGGCAUUGAAAUCAAGGUGUGGGCUGUGGCCUGCUUUGCCCCUCAGAAACAGUGCCGAGAGGACUUGCUCAAGAGCUUCACUGACCAGCUGCGGAAGAUCUCCAAGGAUGCAGGCAUGCCAAUUCAGGGACAGCCAUGCUUCUGCAAGUAUGCCCAGGGAGCUGACAGUGUUGAGCCCAUGUUUAAGCACCUUAAAAUGUCUUAUGUCGGUCUGCAACUCAUUGUGGUCAUCCUGCCUGGGAAAACCCCUGUCUAUGCGGAGGUGAAGCGUGUUGGAGACACACUUCUGGGCAUGGCUACUCAGUGUGUGCAGGUGAAGAAUGUAGUGAAGACCUCUCCUCAGACACUGUCCAACCUCUGCCUCAAAAUCAAUGCUAAACUGGGUGGCAUCAACAACGUUCUGGUACCGCAUCAGAGGCCCUCCGUAUUCCAGCAGCCAGUGAUCUUCCUGGGGGCUGAUGUUACUCAUCCUCCGGCAGGAGAUGGGAAGAAACCAUCCAUUGCAGCAGUAGUAGGCAGCAUGGACGGCCACCCGAGCCGCUACUGUGCCACCGUGCGGGUGCAAACAUCGCGCCAGGAUCUGUCCCAGGAGCAGCUCUACAGCCAAGAAGUCAUUCAGGAUCUCACCAAUAUGGUGCGAGAGCUGCUCAUCCAGUUCUACAAGUCUACCCGCUUCAAACCCACACGCAUCAUCUACUACCGUGGGGGUGUGUCAGAGGGGCAAAUGAAACAGGUUGCGUGGCCAGAGCUCAUAGCCAUCAGGAAAGCAUGCAUCAGUCUGGAGGAGGACUACAGGCCUGGGAUCACCUACAUUGUAGUACAGAAACGCCACCACACCCGACUCUUCUGCUCUGACAAAGCUGAGAGGGUGGGGAAGAGUGGGAAUGUUCCAGCAGGCACAACAGUGGACAGCACCAUCACACAUCCCUCAGAGUUUGACUUCUACCUGUGCAGCCAUGCUGGUAUCCAGGGCACCAGUCGCCCCUCGCACUACCAUGUACUGUGGGACGACAACUGCUUCACUGCAGACGAGUUGCAACUGCUCACCUACCAGCUGUGCCACACAUAUGUACGCUGCACACGCUCAGUGUCCAUCCCUGCGCCGGCCUACUAUGCCCGGCUUGUCGCCUUCCGUGCCCGCUAUCACUUAGUGGACAAAGAUCAUGACAGUGCCGAGGGCAGUCACGUAUCAGGCCAGAGUAACGGUCGGGACCCUCAGGCCCUGGCUAAGGCCGUCCAGAUUCACUAUGACACCCAGCACACCAUGUACUUCGCCUGACUACUUCAACCAGCAGGAGACGCACUUCUACGCUCCCUCUUCUCUCUUUCUCUUCAGUCUCUCUCAUUCUCUGUCUCUCUUGCUUUCUAUUUCUGUCUCUGUCCCUUUUUCUUCUCUCUCUGUCUAUCGUGUCUUCAUCAACACCAAAACGGUUCCAAAGCCAGCAGGCCGACCACAAGUCCAAUUCCACAUGGUCUGCCUCAGUGGAACCGCCCACCAGCAAUCCUGCACUGAGAGACCGCUGGUCUCCAAGGCACAGAGAAAAAAAAAUUGAGCCAUUUUUUUAUUUGUUUUUCAGUUUUGAAUGUCUUUUUUUUCUGAUUUAUUUUUUUUAUUUGUAAUAUACACUGAGUGUGAGCAAACCUGCGCCAUUUCGUCAGGACAGCUCUGGCUCUCUAGCUAAGCUGGACUCUGUCUACCUUUACCUCAAGCCAGUAUUGGCUGAAUCUUGUCACAUUGUCUUGGGUGGGUGGGGCUUGCAUGAAUUGAGUGGUUGUUUUAUUAUUAUAUAUAUUUUUUUUCUUUCUGUCCUUUUUACAAUCAUAUUUUAACUCUCUCUGCUCAGUCUUUUACAAACGAGGUGACCUGGGUAUCCAUACCCAUUACUCUUCUCCCCUUUUUGCAGAGAAGUGUGUAAGUGUGUAAGUGUGUAAGUGUGUAAGUGUGUAAGUGUGUAAGUGUGUAAGUGUGUAAGUGUGUAAGUGUGUAAGUGUACAUGUUUCAUGGCAGGCCACUGAAUUGUAAAGGGAAAUCAAGGAGUUAACUGCUGUAAAUGCCUCAUUUCUUUUGUUUUUUCUUUUUUUAUAGUUACACACGUAUAUAGAUAUAUAUAAAAUAUUUACUAUCUAUAUAUAAGCCUAUUUCAGUAGAUGAUUUUUACGGGCUUGCAUAAGCUGGUGGUUGUCUGUAGCAGUAACAUAUUUACCCGUGGUCUCAGCUGUGUGAGCGACCGAGUAUCAGGCCAGGGCAGCGAAGGCUUGACACUGGCGGGGUUCUGCCUGUGCCAAGGUUGUACGUCCUUGUUUGGAUGGUUAUGUGUAAGGUCCAGGGAUGUGGCCCUAGCAUUGUUUUGGGCAUAACGCCAGCCAAUCAGAGGCUGACAUUGUGAAAAGAAGGCAAAGUAAAGCUCAUAAAAUUACAGCACUCUCCCUUACCUUUUAUGCAUUUCUAUGUAAGAUUGAAAUCAGAUUUUUAAGAGUUUAAUAUAAAAACUGUUUUGUGGUUAUCUUAACUGUUAGUGUAGAAAGUCGAUGUCGUUCCUACCGUUGUUAAUGUUGUUGCUAUUAUUAUGAAUAUCAGACAGUCAGCAGCUCAGUUGCAUAACAAAUUUAUCCAGGAGUCGUUUUGAUGGUGUCGGGUGCAUCUGGUUUCGUAGCUGAACAUGUUGUAGCAUUCUUGGCCAUGGUUGGUUGUGGGGCCCAAAGUGCUUUGGUUGGUCUUCCUUUUGGCUUAUUUGUGAUUUUUAUGUGUUGGAAAUAACGAGUUAUCGUGGCAAAAACGUUUCGGAUUUGAUUUCUGCCCCCACAUGUCCCGCAGUGGCUCACUGGGGAGAUGGUGUGUCCACUGGUGGAAAAGAUGGGAUUGGUAAGGACAGUGGUAGAAGGAAGGGUGAGUGACAAUCAGGGCUCAGGGGGGAAAUUAGUGCUGGUUAGAUAGUUGGCAGUUAUUUGAAUUUUACACUUACUAUGUGUUUUUAUUACUGUUGUGCGUGUGUGUUUUGAACAUGUGUAUCUAUAUAUAAAGCCUAAACUUAUAGUAUUUACUUUGGAGAUGUAAUUGGCUAAGAGACACAAGCAUAAGCACUGCCUUUGGACCUGACAACACCUGGCUUGGUGUGGUUGAAGGACUGCAAGCCUUGCCCCGGGGUCAUGUGGUUUUGCGGGUGUCAGCAUGCAUGCCUUGUCAGGGGGCGGCUUGGCUAAAAACCCUUUUGUAAUAAACCAUCCGUAAAGCACCAGGUUUGCUAUAAAGGAGUUUGAGCUCUCGCCUGUUCAGGGCAUGACUGCUGGCUCUUUUAAGGAGGGGCGGGGGCCAAGGCAUCACUUGCAAUAAGCUGGAUAAAGGUGUUGGGCAACUUCCCAAUUUCUACUCCACGUUUCUUUUUAUAUACCGAUCCCACCUUGUACUUUAUUUGGAGCAAUUGUGUCUCACGAAGCUAGUCACUAAAACUGAUCGUGAAAGUACAAUAAUUCCAAUUUCAUAUUUUCAUUGCACAGCAAUAUUAUCCAAAUUAUGAACAAGGCAAAGCUAUAAUUCUUCUCAUUACUGUGGCUGUUGGUCUGAUAGCCUAUUGGCGUUUGUGUUUCUGUACUUUAUUUUGCUUGUAUCAAUCAGUGGGAAUGUGCAUUCGUUGGACUAGGCUCUAUGGAGAACUAUAAAUUUUAGACUUUGCUCGCCUGCAUGCUGGAGUAACGUCCUAAAUCUCUUAGAGAAUAUUUAUUGUCUCAGACAGAGGAAAAAAAUACAUUUUUGUAAAUGUUUAAUUAAUUAUUCGAGACUGUUUUUAGGGUAGCAAUAUUAACCAGUCUCUUUGGACAAGAUUUGCGAAUUCCUUCACAUAAGUCAGUAACUCCUGAGGGACAGGCUGGAUGCUGGACGGGGAUGCCGAGUCAGAUCUUGGCACGAGCUCCCAUUCAAACGAGGUACUUCGUGAUUUUUGUUUGGUUUGUUUUUUUUUGUUUUGUUUUUUGUUCUUUUUCCAAUCAGGGAGUGCCAAGACUGACCCUGUACCCCCUCUGUUUGGUUAGUGAUGUGCCACUUCACUGCUUGGCUUUAGGCCCUCUUGGCUGUUUUCUCUGUAGUACUGUGGCACUGCCUAAUUGACACCUAUUCGCACUCUCUCCACGCGUCCAGAUGCUCCAGGAUUACACAAGGAUUACCUCUUUUUAACCUUUUUACCAGUUCUCUCUCUCUCUUUCUCACACACUCUCUCUCUACCCCCCAAAAUUGAGAGCAUGAUCUUUUUUUAAUCCUCUUUGAUAUAUAAAAUUUGUUAUUGGACUAAAGUGCAUUGUAAUUUAUUUUAUUUUCUUGUGUAGUUUUUUGUGCUGUAUUUUAGUGUUCUGAGCUGUGUGACUUGUCUAAUAGCAAUAGAGGGCGCUCUUAUUAAUUUGCUAGAGCUUCCUCUGGCCUCUUCUUUCUGAGUGCCGCACAUUGGUGUAUUGCUAUGUGACAUUCCAAAAAAAAAAAAAAAAAAAUCCCGCCCUUCCUUUUUUUUUUUUUUUUUUUUUUCUUUCUUUUUUUUUUUCUUUUUAGCCUGCAGGGACUAUUCGUGUUAUUGUGCAAAGUAAUAAAUUGGUAUUUUAUGCCUAUACUGCAA